Mauremys mutica (yellowpond turtle) is the source of this 3498-nucleotide messenger RNA. It is a transcript of the gene ZNF408, whose product is annotated as zinc finger protein 408. Lineage: Eukaryota; Metazoa; Chordata; Testudines; Geoemydidae. Gene Ontology annotation, molecular function: DNA-binding transcription repressor activity, RNA polymerase II-specific; protein binding. The transcript is spliced from 5 exons. The record is from RefSeq and is a predicted model, not a curated record. Gene Ontology annotation, biological process: negative regulation of transcription by RNA polymerase II. Bases 76 to 2772 code for a protein of 898 amino acids.
AUUCUCCACUUCCGGUGCCCGCCGCCUUCUGGGUCCCGAGCGAAAGUCGUCCGGACGCGGCCGCCGGCUCCGCGGAUGGUUCCGCCCCAAAGGGGGCAGCCGGGAGCGGGGACCCUGUUCUCGGCUCCGGUCAGGCGCAGCGGCAGGCUCCGGCCCCGGGCCGGCAUGGAGCGGAGCCGCCUGGGGCGUGAGCAGCGCCCCGUCCGCGGCCACCCGGGGCGGAUCCGAGACCCGCCCGCGCAGCCUGGCGCGUCCUGCGGAGCCCUGCGGAGCCUCCCUCCCGGACUGGCCCUGGGGCCCUCCCUCGCCCAGGAACCGGGCAUGGGCGUGUGGUGCGUGGGGAGAGCCCUGCCGCCGGGAGCGCUCCUCGGGCCCCGGGCGGAGCGGGAGCCGGACUGUGCCGCAGAGACAGCGCCCUCGGAGGCAAGUCAGUCUGGCUGCUGCUGCAGUGAUGAAUCCAUUUGUGAGAGGAGCCCUAGCUGGAGGAGCUUGGUGAAGCGAGGCCGGGGGGAGGAUGAGGCAAACGUGGCUUUGGUGUGGAUCAGUGGAAGGCUCCACAUCCGAGUGCGGCAUCCUAUUGCUGCAGGCACUGAGUUGCUGUACUGGCCUACAGAGGCCCAACCUGGUCCUGCCCAAGUGGAGGGGAGAAUGCUGCAGAGCGCAUCGGAGGGGAUAGCUGUUCCUGAUGAGAAGCAGCCAAAGGGGCAGCUGGCAGUGGCAGCUGUGACAGAGACAGCAACUCCAGAGGCAGAGGCUGUAGUGCAAAGGGAAGGAGCCUCUCCAUGUGGGAAUGCAUCAGAGCCCUUUGCAGGGGAUCCUGAUAACUCCAAGGUGAUGGAGAAUGAAACUAGAGCCGAAGGCAGCAGGCAGCCAGCCAAACGUUCCCACAGGCUGCAAGACAACAGCAGGAAGGAGGAGGAAAGCAUGACCUCUGGACAUGAGCCUGGGGAUGUCAAGGUGCAGAGGAAAGAGAACCAGCACCAUGAGAGCACCUCAGCAGCUAAGGCUAACAGCAAAUGCAAAGAAGACUCAGUCAAGGAGAUGGACCCCCAACCCAAGGCCGAGAGAGCAGAUGGGGAGCCAAAAGAGGCAUGUCGUGGGAAGUUCCAUCUGCCGUUGUCUCCCCCAAAUGGGGUUCGACUCAGCGCUCGCUUGGCUGGGAAGCCGCGCAAGGUGCAUGCACUGACCAGCCAGUGCCUGCAGGAGUGCAAUGCUAGGGUGUCUGGGCAGGAGGCCAAGAGGCCAAGCACUUCUGAGGGAGGUGGUGCAGAGACACGCAAGAAAGUAGGGCAGGUUUCCAAAGGCCAUUCCAAACUAGAGCCCCUGGAGCAAAGGAAGAAGGGCCUGUCUGAUGGUCCUGAUGAGCUGGACAAGUACCCAGAAGUGGAGGUCAGUAUUACACCCAGGCUCCCAGAAGGCCCCUCCUCCAGUGCAUCUCAGCAGAAGUCCCUGCCACAUGGGGAUGAGGCUGGUGAGCGCAGGUAUCGCUGUGGGGAGUGCGGCAAGGCCUUCCUCCAGCUCUGCCACCUCAAGAAACACAGGUUCACCCACACUGGCUACAAGCCUUUCCUGUGCACUGAAUGUGGCAAGAGCUACAGCUCUGAGGAGAGUUUCAAGGCCCACGUGCUCUUCCAUCGGGGUGUGCGCCCCUUCCAGUGCAAGCAGUGUGACAAGGCCUAUGGCACUAAGCGGGACCUGAGGGAGCAUGAGGUGCUGCACACGGGUGAGCGGCCCUUUGCCUGCGAGGAGUGCGGCAAGACAUUCGCCCGCCGGCCUUCCCUCCGCAUCCACAGGAAGAUCCACCUAAUGAAGGAGCUCAACCUAGCCAAUCCCAAGGUAUGCAAGUGUGCCAUCUGUGAGCGUUACCUGGCCAACCCUGGCUCCCUGCGCAACCACAUGCGCCUGCACACUGGGGAGAAGCCCUACAUAUGCCCCUACUGUGGCAAGGACUUCCGGCAGCAGGGCAACCUGCGUGGCCACCUGCGGCUCCACACCGGCGAGAAGCCCUACAAAUGUCGCUUCUGUGGGGACGCCUUUCCCCAGCUGCCAGAGCUGCGGCGGCACCUCAUCUCCCACACUGGGGAGGCCCACCUGUGCACGGUAUGUGGCAAGGCGCUGAAGGACCCCCACACGCUGCGGGCCCAUGAGCGCCUCCAUACCGGCGAGCGCCCUUUCAAGUGCGAGCAGUGUGGCAAGGCAUACACGCUGGCCACCAAGCUGCGCCGGCACCAGAAAUCCCACCUGGAGGACAUCCCUUACAAGUGUGAUGUCUGUGGCAUGGGCUAUACCCUUCUGCAGAGCCUCAAGCGCCACAAGGUCACCCACAAGGGGGCCAGAGACUCCAUUAAGCUGGUGGAGGCUGCGGUCUUGCUGGGCAUGGACAUGCCAAAGGCUGCAAGGAAGAGGCUCAAAAGGAAGGUCCCUCAGGAGGCGGGUACUGAGGAGCCUACAGUGCUCAUGGUGCAGUCAGUGGAGAUGCCAGCACCAAUAAAUGAGGCAGAGCUUAUGAUAACUGCCAAUGGGCAUUACAUUGCCACUUACCAGCCCCCAGGCAGCCCCCCCGAGUCUGGGGUGCGCAGGGUGCUGGGCAGCGCAGCCCCUGCUGGGCACCUGGAAACAAACAAUGACAUCAUUGAGAUCACGAUCUCUGAGCACGACCACAAAUGUAUCAUCAUGCAGGACGAAGGCUCCUCCAGUGACAUGGUCAUCAUCCAGGAGGGUGUGGGUUUCGGUGCUGUAGCCGAGGUGGUGGAGGUAGAGACGGGGACCUGACACCCAGCCUCUUUCCAACCCCUGUUUGACUUCUCUACAGCUGUACAGAAUAUAAAAUCUAUUUUCUAACUUGUGUGUGGUGUCUGUGUUGCUGGGAGACCAGGCCCUACCAUGCAGGAUGAGUGGCCAGCAGUGCUUCACAUCUGUUCCUGGAGAGGUCAGGAGUGCGUGACAAGGCCUGGACUACACUAGGAAAUUAUGUUGGUGUAACUGCGUUGGUCAGGGAUGUGAAAAAUACGGCAUGGUCAGCGCUAAGUUGACGGGAGAAUUCUCCUCUUGACUUAGCUACCGUCUCUCAGGGAGGUAGGUUACCUACGUUAAUGGGAGAACCCCUCCCAUCAGCACAGUUAGUGUCUUCACUGAAGAACUACAGCAGCACAGCUGCACCACUGCAGUGUUUUAAGUAUAGACAAGCCCUAAAUAUCAUUAACCCGGGUCUCUGGCAGCUUCCCCAAUCUGUUGGAAAUCUAUAGGUAGCGUGUGCUGGGCCUGGUGAAAGGAAAACACUGGCUGAUGGAGUGAGAAACUCAUUACAGAGGAAAUCCCACCUAUAACUAAUGCAAAAGACAGUGCCACUGCUGUCCUGCCCCCAGACUGCUUAAGGGUUAAAUGAGCACCAUUGCUCUGUGGUGAAGGCAAGGGUGAGCACAAACAAGCAGCUAGUGAAUCAGUUUUGAUCACCCCUCCUCUCCUUGCUUUCGUUUAGUUCCACAGUUGCACUGCAGU